UUGACCACAGUCAGUGUGCGUCUCUGGUUUCGCAGAGCUGCGUGGAGAGGAAUGGAUCACAACAGGGAACACAGUCACAACUUUUAAAUUCAGGAGGACAAUUCACUUUAAUAUCGUGAAGAAAUCUGCUCGUUUAGUUACCAAGACAGAUGGAGAAGGAUUUCCCACCAACACCGACUGCUUUCAACACCCAGAAGUCAUGCCCUGUCUUGGAUGGGCCCUCUCCUCCCUACCCAGUACAGACUCCUCCUUCACCCAUCUCCAAUAACCACUCUACUCCUCCCUCUCAGCCUGCCAAAGCUCCAUCCUCCACAAAAAACACCACAGAACCCACUAAACUGUCUUAUUCCUCCCCACCAUCCACUCACACCAUCUCUAAACCGAUGGAUUCACCUCCUUCUUUAGGUGGCUCAAAACCUUUAUCUCCUGCUGUGUCCUCUAAAUCCCUGUCUACAGCUGUUUCCUCUGCACUCCCAUCUCCUGCUGAUAACAAAACACCAUUUACUACUCCUCAAGUCUCCAACCUCACUUCUGCAACCAGUUUAGCCUGUAACACUCCUACAGAUUCCCAUCCAGCUUCCCCCACCACUGCUUCCACUACAGCUCCCUCCACUUCUUCCACCGCCCCCAUGAAACUCACCUUUGCCUCCAUGGCCAAACGGGUCAUAUUACAGGAAAGACUCAGAAAAGCAGAGGAGGAGGAUGCCAAUGACGAAGAGGAUGAUGAAGAACCAGAGGAAGAUUUAUCCUUCCAGCAGAUGGAGGAGAAGGCCAAUGCUGGUGAUGCCAGAGCUCAAGCCCGGCUGGGUCAGCACUACUUGGCUCUUGCUAAAGAGAAGGAUACAGAGGAAAAUAAUUGUGUGGCUGUGAAAUGGCUUGUUAAAGCAGCGAAACAGGGAAGAAAAGGCGCAGCCAGAGUACUACAGCGCUGUUGGAUCCAGAACAAAGGAAUAACUCCAGAGAAUGAGGCAGAUGUGCGGAAGUUAGCGACAGAGACUAAGUUUGAGCAGACGGUGCGUAAAGCAGCCAUGAUGAUGUACUGGAAGCUCAAUCCAGAGAGGAAGAAGAAGGUGGCAAUGUCUGAGAUGCUAGAAAAUGUCGGCCAGGUCAACGGCAUGCAGGGUGGCAAUGCAAGCAGGAUUCCUGUCCCAACCUCAAACCAGACACAGAAAAUAUUGGAGAGCAUGGUCAGCAAAGAGUCCAAACAGCUGGUGGACCUGGAUGACUUUGUUGAGAUGACUAAAAACUAUGCACAGGGUAUUGUCCCCUCUGCACCUCAAAGUGGUAGCCAGGUCACAGCCAAGACUGAAAGCCCUGGACUUGCUUGUGACAGCAGUGGAGAGAGGCGCAAGGCUGAGCUGGGCCCUUCAGGAGGAAAGAGGGCCAACAAAAGUGCUUGGUGUUUUGGCCAAAGUGGGAUGAUGCUGCACAGGAAGCAGAGUAGGGCCAUAACAACAGCCAUGAUCAUGAAAUCACGCUUAAUGAUGCUGCAAUACCCGUUGCGUACCAUGAUUGAGAUGAAGGAGCACCUGGUCGACUGGGCAUCGCGGGCCGGUGUCCAAUGGCUGAGCACAAUUAUCCCUACGCAUCACGUCAACGCGCUCAUCUUCUUCUUCAUCAUCAGCAACCUGACAGUUGAUUUGUUUGCAUUUGUCAUCCCUCUGCUUGUCUUCUACCUCUCCUUCAUCUCCAUGAUUAUUUGCACUCUGCGUGUUUUUCAGAGCAGCAAGUCUUGGGAGAACUUUAGAGCCCUGACAUCUCUGCUGACACGUUUCGAACCUGGCCUAGAUGUGGAGCAGGCAGAGACCAACUUUGGCUGGAAUAAUCUUGAGCCAUACCUCUAUUUUAUUGUCUCUGUCUUCUUCGUCAUUUUCUCCUUCCCUGUAGCUGACAAGGGCUGGAUCCCCUGUUCUGAGCUCUCCACAGUGGCCAUCUUCUUUACUGCUAUCAGCUACCUGAGCCUCAGCCCCACCGCUACGACGUACGCACGCAAAGCAAUGAUCAUAGAGGUAACAUCAUCUCUAUGUAGCCUGACCCAGUUCCUGCCAAGGUCCAUGACAGUGCUUUGUUUUCUGGGACGCACCUUCGCCACACUACCACUAGGGGAGUCAGUGGAGCUGAAGCUCAGCAUCCCCUGCCUGCUGUAUAUCUACCUGUUCUAUCUGUUCUUCAGUAUGGCCAAGAUGCGUGGUUUCCGGGGAACUUACUGCUUCCUGGUGCCAUACCUUGUGUGCUUCAUGUGGUGUGAGUUCUCGGUGGUGCUCCUUCAGAAUUCCAAUGCUGUAGGUCUGAUCCGCACCUGUGUGGCCUACUUCCUCUUCCUGUUUGCUCUGCCUGUUUUGGCUUUGGGCCUUGCUACCAUGCUCUUCAUCCAGCUCUGCAAGUGGUUCCUCGAACUCGAGCUGACCAAGAUGAUUGUAACCCUGGUUGUAUGUGCGAUCCCUGUCACCCUGCGGCUCUGGACACGGUUUAGCAUGUCUAUUCUGGAUGUCUUCCGCUCACUGACGUCUCGCGGCCCUGUCAAGCUCAUCUUACUCUGUAUCUCCAUGGUGGUCCUGUUCUUCUCUAUUUAUGUGUAUCAUGCAGAGGGACAGAAAGUCUAUAACUCCACCCUGACUUGGAACCGAUACAGUCAGGUGUGCGGGCCCCCUUCCUGGAAAGUUAAAGGCACAGCCCAGACACAGAUUUUCUGUAGCCACCUGCAGGGACACAGAGUCACCUGGAUUGGUCGCUUCAAGCAUGUCCGUGUGGCUGAGACAGAGAAUGGGGCGCAGUCGGUCAUCAACAUGCUGCCAGUGUUUAUGGGAGACUGGCUGCGCUGCCUGUAUGGAGAGACGUAUCCUAAAUGUGAGCCAAAGAAUGCCACAGUCGCAAACCUAACAGCUGCCAAUUUGGCAGCCAACUCUGCAUCGGCUACAGUCUCACUGCCUGUACUGCCACAAAUGCAAGAAGAGGAAGAGUUGUGUGAGAUGAAGGCUCUGGCCAAACACACCUGCCAUGUCAAACGUUUCGACAGCUUCCGCUUUGAGGUGACAAUAGGGAUGGUCAAGGAUGGAAAUGUAGAGGCAGAGGACCCAGCCAGUGAUAUUGUCCUAAAGGCCAGUCAUGAGUUCCGGCAGGUCCUGCUUAACUUGAACCCUGGUAAUAUAGUGGACUUCAGCACCGAGCUGGAGGGUCGUCUAGGAUCCAAAUCUCCAGCCUUCGAGUUGAAGGCAAUCCACUGUCUGGAUUGUGUUGCUUCACCGUUUACUGACGGCAGGCAGGUGAAGAUAGAGAGAGACUGGAGAUGCACCACAAUGAAUGCACUAAAGUUUGCAUUCGAUUUUUUCUUUUCUCCUUUCCUGUCUGCAAAAAUCACUGCCAGAGAAGAAAGACAUCAGCAAGACACAUAGAAAGACACUUAACGGAGACAACAGCACAAAAUACACAACUGACAAAGUUCAUAAAGGCAUGGGUGUAGAUUUGGGUAUGGACAGUAAGGACAUGUCCCUACCUACCAAUAUCAAGGUGUUGCUGAAUUGUCCCUACCAAUAUUUUUACCGAUCUCAUACAGUCUAGCCACUUCAACUCCACAUAAUGUUUACGGUAAGAUCUCUGCAGAGUUCUCAGGUUUGUGUAUUAUCUGCAAAAAAGUGUGCUAUUAUGAUAAAGAGUGAAAGAGCAAGACAUGGGGGACACUCAACCUGAUGAUCUGGCAACCCUCAACUUCAAGCUGUACACAUUGACUAGCAGCAGCCCGCCAGCAGCAACAGCAGUAGUGGAGUCGAUGAGGUGGAGAAUCUGAAGCAGUUAGGAUUUAUAGUUUAAACGUUCCAAACAUCAAACAAUUGAAAACGACUUCAGUGGACAAAACUAAGAUUAUUUGAUAUAUAUUUAAUUUCAUUUUAGGUGUUGUUGGCUAAUUUGUGAUUAUUGCUCAGACAUGCUGUUUAAUUUAACAACUUCAUUAGCCUACUGUUGGUGAAAAUUCCUCCCAAAAGCAAAUUAAGACUUAAGGUCCUUUUUAAAGAAGAAAAAAAAUGUCAAUAACAGUUGAGCUUAGUUAACACUGAAUGUUCUCUAAUCAGUCCAAACAUUAAUCUUUGAAAUUAAUGGGAGAAAUAUUUACUAUUUAAUGCAAUAUCUCCCCUUUUUCAUGAGUGGAUCAAGAACAGAGUUAGUAUUGCAUAUGUGUCCUUAAGACAUGAACAUUAUUUAUAAGCUAAUUUAGCCAUUGCUUGUCCAACUGAUUUGUUUGUGACUGUCAGGCAUCAUUUCAUUAUGAAAGUACUGUCAGCAGCAGCCUGAGCAGCGCAGAGACAUACAGACAGGUGAGCUCUGAUGUUAUAGUGAAAGAUCUAGCCAUAAGUUCAGGAGAUGAAUGAAAAAUAAUACAAAUCUCAGGUGAGGUUUGAAAACUUUACAGCAGCUAGUUACUGAGCAGCACAUUACCUACAGGUUUCUAUACAUUUAUUGUAUUUUAACAUAUAUUGUGACAGUCUAUGAUAUGUCAUUUUUAAAUAUUAAUUUUGGUCUCAAAUUAAUAGUUAAGUAGUCUAUCAAUAAAAUGUAAAUAUCAGAGAAAAGAUCAUUAUAGAAGUCCGGUUUCAGGCAAGUCACUUAAUGCAUAUUCAGUAAAGUAAACAUUUUGUAGAGUCAGCCUCUUUAUGUGUGUAUGUGUGUGUGCACAUGUGCUUAUGAAAGAGAAAAGAGUGAUAGAGAGCAAGUACACAUACACAAUUAUUUUGGCAAUCCGAAAAAAAGAGUCCCUACCAAAGUUAGAACCAAACGUAUGCCCUUACAUAAAGGUUACUGUAAAACUGAAGUAAUACAUUUUUUCAGGAAGACACCUUGUAUUUUUCUUAUGAUGUGACUAUCAUGUUACUGAAGUAUUGUUAAGUAUUGUUAAUUGUAUUAAAAAUGAAUCUAAAGCUUAUUUCUUAUUUCAUGCUGAUAUUAUCUAGAAAAUGAUUUCAUAUUUUGGAUAGUAUGUCUUGUUAAUGCAUGAGUUUACACUUAAAGUGAUACUAAUUUUAUUGUUUCUGUUUAGGUACCUCUAAAGUAGUUCAAGAAUAGUUAGACACCAACUUUGACUAGAAUAAAAAAUCAUCCUUCUUCCGGGGUCACAGAUUUUAAAUUUGCCAGUUUCCAACAUUGUUAUAAGAACUACACAAAAGCCUGUAAUUUGAUGGCACCACAUUAUAUGCAGAGAAGGUAACACGUGCUGACCACUUCUGAAUAACUAUAGAGGUACUGUACAUCCAUUAACAAUAAAAUAUUCAUUUAUAUUCAUAUAAAUGUAUUCAUAUACCAGAGUGAACUUUACUUUAAAGCAAUGUUGUUGCUGCUUUUGUAUUAAUUGUACAGUUGUGUACAUGUUUGCAUGUAAAUGUGUGUUGUGUGUGUUUACAUGAGUACAUUUUUACAAUAUGUACAUUAACAUUUAUUUAUAGGUUGUGUGGCAGACUAUAUAUUCUGGAUCUGUUUGCUAAUUAUUUCUUGCCUUGUGGUCUUAACAUGUUCUGGUCUUAAUCUUUUUUUUUCAGUUAGUGAUCAGAUUUUCUUGUGCCUAAUGGUUUAAUUCACAUAAAAUGUCAAACAUUUAGAAACCCAAAAUAGCCCUUUGAACUAUUUGUUUUGCUCUCAAUAACGCUGUUAAUGGUAGGCUCAUAAACCUGUCAAAGUAUGCAGCUGUAGUCUCGCUAUCAGUUUCUAUUACACACGUAGACCAAAAUACCAUAUCAAAGAUGUCAUAGCUGAUGAUAGGUCUUACUAUUUAUGGUGUCUGGCCAAACCAUUCAGUAAUGCAUUAAGUAGCCUGGAGGAUGUGUUAUAAAUGUGUGUUUUUUGUUUUUUAAUAUAAUUUACAUCACAGCCUAGGGUGAGUGAUCCAUUGAGAAAAACAACAUAAAACAAAACUAUGAUCACAUUUAUUCCUAGAUUUUAAGAGUAACAAAAACAUUUGACAGUGUUCAUUCCGUAGACAUAGAGUGCCAAUCAUAGAAAUAUUUGAAACUAUUGGUUUUGCUUUACAGCAAAGUGUGCCUUUACAUUGCUCCAAUGUUAAAGUAAUGUUGUCACAUUUAUGAUGACAAAAUACUGUUAAGUCACACUUUUUAAUUUGGCUUUUAUUGAACUGCUGUAGAACGACUGAUCUGCAUAUAAUACUUGCAGUGCAAUGAAAAGCCUCACAAGUGAACACUGUUAUGAUGUAACCUCUAGUUACGGGUGAAUGCCAGUCGCUGAUGUCAAGCCUGUGCACUGUGAAUUUGAAUGCCUUCUUUAUGCAGUGAUGGAGUUUAUGGGAGUGUGCAAUGACUAUU
Molecule: messenger RNA, 6302 nt
Organism: Thunnus maccoyii (southern bluefin tuna)
Lineage: Eukaryota; Metazoa; Chordata; Actinopteri; Scombriformes; Scombridae
Gene: wfs1a
Product: Wolfram syndrome 1a (wolframin)
Exons: 12
Coding region: 150-3392 (1080 amino acids)
Biological process (GO): calcium ion homeostasis; endoplasmic reticulum unfolded protein response
Cellular component (GO): endoplasmic reticulum; endoplasmic reticulum membrane
Molecular function (GO): protein binding
Source: RefSeq, a predicted model, not a curated record